CAUGUAUACCAAAUUAGCGGUGACAGUUCCACUUCCUUAUUUUUGCAGUACCAGGAACUUACCAGGCUUUAAUAAUGAAAAUCACAGUACAUGUGCACUGUGAGCAAGUUUCAAAAUUGACUUCAGAAUAGCAAGAUCUGGGCAAGCGUUUUCCAAAGAGGAGUGUGUAAAAGACUGCACAUUGAUGCUGCAGAACUUUUGUAUCCCAUGAACAUUAGCAGGUUUCAAGAAAUUGGUCUCUCCAAGCAAACAGUACCACAAUGUUUAAGUGUUAUGGUUGGUGAUGUGCACAGGUAGUUAAUAAAUAAGUCUAAGGACUUUGUUGCUUUCUCUGUUGUGCUGGAUGAAGCAACAGAUCCUAAAGAUACAGCUUAGGCAGUGGUAUACAUAUGAGGUGUCGAUAACAUUCUGUGUAACAGCAUGUAGCAGAUGACAUUUUAGACUUAGUGCCUAUGAAGGGGACUACAACAGUUGUAGAGUUACUCCAAGCUGUCAAGCAAGCAUUUGAUGGUUUUAGUAUAGACUGGAAUUGGCUAAUCUCAUUGACCAUGGAUGGAACACUGGCAGUCAAGGCCAUCAGAAAGAACUUACAGCUGAUGUGCAAAAAGCUAGCACACACAGAAGAAACGUUAUAUGGAACUCAGUGCAUUAUACAUUAAGAGGCGCUUUGUGCAAAAUCAGUAAUCUCAGAAAAUGUCAUGCAAAUUAUUGUGCACACUCAAAACACAUGGGCUUACGCAUCACCUGUUUCGGCAGUUCUUGGAGGAAUUAGGAGAGGAGUAUGGGACAUACCUUACUGUACUGCAGUACACUGGCUCAGUUGAGAAUGUAGCAGACAUAAAGAAGCUUAAAUCUUCUGGAAUAUGCACAAUAAAGGGGAUUCAGAUGUGCACUCGCAAAAAAUUAUGUGGCAUUAAAGGUUUCUCUGAGGCUAAAGUUGACAAAAUCAAAGAAGCAUGUUGUAAGAUUGGCACAGGGAUGGGGUUUCUGACAGCAUUAGAAGUUAGUGAUAGGCGAAAAUAUGUUUUUCGAGUAAGCACAGGAAGCCAGGAAUUAGAUAAACUUUUAGGCGGAGGUGUAGAAUCCAUGGCAAUUACAGAAGCAUUUGGAGAAUUUCGAACUGGUAAAACACAGUUAUGCCACACAUUAUGUGUGUCUGCACAAAUGCCAGGUGCAAAUGGUUAUUGUGGUGGCAAAGUGAUUUUCAUUGAUACAGAGCAUACCUUUAGACCUGAUCGUCUUCGACCAAUUGCUGAUCGGUUUAAUUUGGACCAAAAUGCAGUCCUUGAUAACAUUUUAUAUGCUCGAGCUUAUACAAGUGAACAUCAGUAUGAACUAAUGGAUUAUGUUGCUGCAAAGUUUCAUGAAGAACCUGGAGUCUUCAAAUUACUUGUAGUGGACUCUAUUAUGGCACUGUUCCGAGUAGAUUUUAGUGGACGAGGUGAACUAGCUGAUCGUCAACAAAAGUUGGCUCAAAUGCUUUCUCGUUUACAAAAAAUUUCAGAAGAAUACAAUGUUGCGGUCUUCAUUACAAAUCAAAUGACAUCUGAUCCAGGAGCUGCACUUACAUUCCAGGCAGAUCCAAAGAAACCCAUAGGAGGAAACAUAUUAGCCCAUGCUUCAACAACUAGGUUGGCCCUACGGAAAGGCAGGGGUGAAACAAGGAUUGCCAAGAUUUAUGACAGUCCUGAACUUCCUGAGAAUGAAGCUACUUUUGCAAUAACAUCAGGUGGAAUUAUAGAUGCAAAAGAUUAAGUGAGCAUAACUGGAUUGAACCUGAUUAGAGUUUUGUAAGAAUAACUGUGUAUUAUCAUUGAUUGUUCAGUAGGAAGAUAGGAUAUGUAACUGAGGGCUAUUAAUGAUCAUAAUAUGUUCUCUACAUACUCCUAAAUAAAUCAAAUGCAUAUUAAAAUAUGUUGUUUAAGAGUUGCCUACUGCUAAAUUUGUAUAUAUUUAAUUCCUCAAUAUUCUCUAGUAC
Messenger RNA from Schistocerca gregaria, 1978 nucleotides. Its product is annotated as meiotic recombination protein DMC1/LIM15 homolog. Bases 694 to 1755 code for a protein of 353 amino acids. Gene Ontology annotation, molecular function: ATP hydrolysis activity; ATP-dependent DNA damage sensor activity; ATP binding. Gene Ontology annotation, cellular component: condensed nuclear chromosome; nucleus. The record is from RefSeq and is a predicted model, not a curated record. NCBI's taxonomy places the organism in Eukaryota, Metazoa, Arthropoda, Insecta, Orthoptera, Acrididae. The transcript has 8 exons. Gene Ontology annotation, biological process: DNA recombinase assembly; reciprocal meiotic recombination; mitotic recombination.